Messenger RNA from Dothidotthia symphoricarpi CBS 119687, 1217 nucleotides. RefSeq lists its product as uncharacterized. NCBI's taxonomy places the organism in Eukaryota, Fungi, Ascomycota, Dothideomycetes, Pleosporales, Dothidotthiaceae. Bases 72 to 1190 code for a protein of 372 amino acids. The record is from RefSeq and is a predicted model, not a curated record. Gene Ontology annotation, biological process: inner mitochondrial membrane organization. The transcript is spliced from 4 exons. Gene Ontology annotation, cellular component: mitochondrial inner membrane.
CGUCGCACACGCAGGCGCACGCCCAGCUCCACGCCCCAGCUCCCGCUCUUCGCCAGCUCUCAGGCACCGCCAUGAUGCGCCCGGCUGCCGCGCCCUGGAGGUCCCUUGCCCACCGCACGUCGCCUGCGACUGCGCGGCGAGGCAUCAACAUGACGGCGACAACCUCCUCCUCCGAACCGCCGCCCGACUCGCUCGCCGUCGCAUCGCCAGAUGCUCGCUUCGACGUCGUCGGCUCGCCCUUCUCCCUCCUCUCCGUCUCGCUGGCCGCCUCGCAGACGCUGUACACGCGCCGCGGAACCCUCGUCAGUCUGAGCGGCAACCCCGAAAACGUCGUCUCGACCCUCUCCUCCCUCGAGCCCUUCCGUCGCGCGCCCGUCGGCAUCCCCUUCCUCUACCAGAAGGUCUCGGCCACCAGCCCCGUCACCGCCCUCGUCUCGACAAAGUCGCCCAUCUCCAGCAUAGUCUCGGUCAAUCUCGAUGGCCGCCAGGACUGGGUCAUCAGUCAGAGACAGGCCCUGCUUGCCUGGACCGGCCAUACGCUCAGCCUGAAGCCGCAGUACAACCUGAAGCUAGGCUUGGCGCAUUGGGGCAACACGUACAUCACAGGCCGUGGCUUGCUGGCUCUCGCAGGCAGUGGGCAGAUCUACCAGGUCCACAUCAAGGCUGGAGAGGACUACAUUGCACAUCCCAGCAAUGUCGUCGCAUACACAGCCUCCACCACCCCACCCCUGCCCUUCCGCUUCAAGUCGUCGAACCUCCGCUUCCAGAUUCCCGAUCUUGGUAUCGGGUCCCUUACACAGAAUGUCAAGUUCUUCAGAGUCAUGGGCGAGACGGCGACAUGGCGGACAAUGGCGACAGUAUACCACACAGUGAAAACAUGGCUGCGGCGGACGGUAUGGGGCGAUCGGUUGUUUCUCCGAUUUGAGGGCCCAGCAACCAUGCUCCUACAGUCGCGUGCCUCGCGUCUCAGCGACAGCCUUACCCUGAGAGACGUCAACGAGAUUGCCGAGAGCCCGCCCGGUACCGUGCAAGACGCUGUCACGCGCAAGAUCAAGGACGAGAUCAAACAAAUUGCCACAGGCUCUAGUCCCACAACUCCACAAGUUCCACAGAGCUCAGAAGGGACCGUCAAGUAUGCAACCAUUCGGAGUGGCAAGGCAGAGUUCGAAAAAGAGAAGCCGUCUGCUUGAGACGGAUGUACGAUUAUGUAAUAUGAG